UGUUGAUGAAAAUGAAAGCGAAACAACAAUUUCAUAGAGAUGUAAUUUUCCUGAUUAUCAUUAGGCCUUGCAUUAAAGUUCAACUUGAUGACAGGUCCAGGUACUGGAUUUUACCUAAAGACGCAAUAUAAAGAUAUACAGUGUAACCCAUUUUGACAGGAUUGUCAGAAAAAAGGAAACAAAAUGAGGAAAUCAUCAAGUGGUAGCCCAGAUUCCUACAAAAUUUUAUAUGGAACAUGCCCUGAUGAACAAUGCAAAGCAAAGCUUUAUUUUCCAUCUUACGACAAAAGUAUCGAGUGCACCAAUUGUGGACAAAGACAUGAAAAAUCAGCCAUAAAAAAUGUUGCAGAGGUAACCAAUCCAAAAGUGGCGCUUCACAACAUUCUGAAAAACAUUCUUCUUGGAAAUGUGAAACCUAAAAAAGGUGCAGACAAUGUGAAAGUGCUGGGUCUCUCAAAUUAUGUGUGUAAAAUUGUUUCACCAAUUUUGACAAAAUAUGGCAUGGAUAAGAACACCGGUUCUGCCAAACUGUUGUCAGAGCUUGGCCAGCCAGCCGUCUUGGACUGCGGAAAGAUCUUGGGUGAUAGGGCUUUCCUUAUAGAGGAAGAGAAUCUGGAUAUAAUUGGAUAUGGGAAGGACCGAACAGGCAGUGCUCACUACCUGUCCGACACUCUCAAAGUCAUUAGAAUAGCCAAUGAUAAUGAAACUAGACUGGUCCCAAUUCAUGCUGAUGGAGAUGGUCAUUGCCUUGUGCAUGCUGUGUCAAGAGCUCUGGUUGGACGGGAACUGUUUUGGCAUGGUCUGAGAGUAAACCUUAUGCAUCAUUUUCAGUCAAAGCUAACGACAUAUAAAGAUCUUUUUCGUGAUUUUAUUGAUGUGGACGAAUGGGAGGCCAUCAUCAAUGAAUGUGAUCCUGAUUUUGUGCCACAAGAUGGAGAACCCCUUGGUUUACGAAACAUUCAUGUAUUUGGACUGGCUAAUGUACUGAGAAGGCCAAUCAUUUUAUUGGAUUCUAUCAGUGGAAUUGAAAGUUCAGGCGAUUAUUCAGGUGUGUUUCUGCCUGGCCUGUUGCCUCCAAAUGAAUGUAAGGGGAGGGAUGGAGUUCUGAACAAACCACUGUGUAUUGCCUGGAGUAGCAUGGGGAGAAACCACUACAUACCACUGGUUGGAAUAAAAGGGAAGGAGCAGCCCCUAUUGCCCCGUGACAUGAUCCAGAGGGCAUGGGGCUUGCCCUCCAUGCAGAUCGACAAGUACAUGGACUUCAACGAGAAUGGCAGCUGUGUGAUCGGAGGAAACAAGUGUCUGUCGGAUAAAUACAUAAGGACCCUGGUAUCAGCAAUGGAGAAGGUUUACAUGGACAAGUAUGGAGUUCACCCCCAGCUUGUGGCUGACACUCACCAGUAUCUCUACAGAACACUAGGUAUGGUGGGAGCCCGAAUGGAGGAAGUUCUAAAAACCACCAGAGAAGCCAUUCAGAGGAAGACUCUGUAUCGGUGUCUGACUUGUGAGGCAAUUAUGGAGUAUCAGCUUCAUGAAGAAUGGUUCCAGAAAGGAGGCAGUCUCUAUAACCUGGCUGUGAAGACUCAUGGGAAACUAAAGUCGGACAAAAAGUACUCCUUUCCCCAACAAGGAGCUGUGUGUAGUUAUGAUAAGGAUCAGGAUAAACUUGUUCCCGACCCAGGCCGAUGUAAACCCAGCACUUGCACGUAUUGUCAGGGUGAGAACGUUCGUCUGGUGAAUGGGGAUGGCAGUGUCUGUUAUGAGAACGGCGAUAGAACCAAUACUCCAGCAGUGACCAGUCGAUGCAUGUGUGGAUUUAAACAUUUCUGGGACGGCAAGGAAUAUGACAACCUACCAGAAAUCUUUCCAAUUUCUAUGGAAUGGAAUGGAGAAGUAGUGACAGAAAAAGUUGUGUGGUUUCAAUACGAGUCUGAUAUCACAUUGAACAGCAAUGUUUUUGAAGUGGCUCAUAAGCUAGUCCAGAAACACUUUCCAGGAGAGUUUGGCAGUGAGCGACUGGUACAGAGAGUGGUAGACACCAUACUGCGUCACACAGCCCCAAAAGUCAAGGACAAGGAGGGAGCCAGCACCUCAGUUGUGUCCCCUUAUCAAGACACUGAAUGGUCAGCAGAGGAGCCCUCAAAGAUCAUACUGACUGGGCACAAGCAAAAAACACUCCAUAAGGAGGAACUGACAGUUAGUCAGAAAGAGAAAAUGGUAAAGAAGCAAAUAGAGACUCAGGCCCCGAAACAGCAACAGAAAAAAUCCCAGGAAUUGGCUGCAGCUGGAAGCAAAUCUUCUCCUUCAAAGCCCAAAGUUGAGACUGUACAGAGAAAAGAAUUAUCACCGGUUCCCAUGGAAACUGAUAAAUCCUCUAGUCACAAGAAAAUCCGGGUAGCCACAUCUGAUGGAAGACAGGUUAUGUUGUCUGUAGAAGGACAGGUAAACUUUGAUACCCUACAGAACAUGAUAUACAAGGCGGUGAAGGUUCCGCCGGAGAGACAGAGAAUUCGGAUUGGGUUCCCUCCCAAAGAGUUAAAGAGGCCCUCUGACUCGGACAUUAAUGAACCAAUUCCACUCUCUCACGGAGACAAAAUAUCCCUUGAGAUUAUUCCACUUACACAUUCUCUCUCCGAGUCUGGAGCAGAGAGUUCCCAUAAACAGGAACACAGAGCUUUGAAACAUUCCUCCUCUUCCCCCGCCAAAUCCAAGCAGCACUGGAGCAGCUUUGAGGAGGAUAUCCACUCCAAUUCCUUUGAACCUCUGCUUCAUAGUUUUCAUGAGCAUGCAGGUAAUACUAGUAACAGCUUGGAUGCUGCAGUUGCCUCUCUCACAAUAAUGGCUACCUUGAAAGGUCGUGACCUUUGGACCCAUGUACAGACCAUGCCUCAUUUGUUUUCUGUGGGUGGAUUGUUCUACAAACAAGUGGAGCGUGACUUAGGCCUAGUCGAUGGAAAACAUUGUACUCUACCAACACUUCCUGGAAAGGUAUUCAGAUAUAACCAGCCAGAAAAUAGACUGGAACUUUGUAUGGAACCAUAUGGACAUUUCCCCAUUGAACCAGAUGUGGAGAACAGAGCUAAAGAAACGAGACCCAUAUUUGGUUCUCGAAGUGAAGGGUCAUUCAGUGCAUUCAGUGGUGCUGUGGGACAGGAAAAAAGCAAGCAGGCCGCAUUCACAGGUCAAGGACAUUCCCUAAAAUCAAUGCCUGACAUUGAAAGAAUGCCGGAGGACAUCCCAGAAAAUAUUCAUCACCAUGCUCGGCACUCCCACACUCUGUGUAACCCCUACGUCCACCAAGAGUCCAUUGCUGAGGAGCCCGAGGAUCAGUCUGUGGCCGAGGUGGAGAAAACCAAGGGGGGAGGGGACAGGAAGGCAAAACAUCACAGGAUGGGACCUGGAUACAGUGUGAUUGACCACUCCAAUGUAAACAGAACAAACCAGUCCAUUCAGCAGUUUAAGGACUUGGCCGAGAGCAUUGAAAGAACAAUGCAUGAGGAAAUUUCCAAAAUUGAUGAAGAGAUGGAAAAGCUUGAUGAAGAGGAAGAGGAGAAGAAAAGUAGAACAUCUAGUGUGGGCUCCAGCCAUACCCCUGGUUACCAUGACGAUGCUAAGACUACACAGGACACGUCCCCAAGUGAUACUACAGACAAUAUGUGCUCUGUCACUUCAGAGGCUAUGGAGGUCACAGGAAGUGAGGAAGGGAGAAAACUCCCAACAAUGGCCGACGAUCAAGUCACAGAACCAGGUCAAACAAUGGAUGAACAAUAGUUUCAGCAAUGAAUCCAAAAGGACUCUAGUGAGUUGUUGUUUGGCAUGUAUUAAUGGAAGGAGGCUUGCUGUUGAAUUCAUUGUAGAAUAACUUGCUAGAUCACCAUUAUUAUUGUUUUCACAUUUUGUUAUUGUAUUGUUAAUAAGCAUCGAGCUUCAACAUUGAUUUACCGGUAUGUUUUUUAUUUAAACUUGGAUGUCUAUAAUGUGCAUACAGUGAUAUUUUACAGAUAAUUCAGAUGCAUAUACGUUUAUAUAGUAAAAAAUGCUAGUGAAUGUUAUGGUGAUGUUAUACAUGUAUUAAGUUCCUAAUUUGGAUAGUGAGAUUUUAGCGAAUUACAGUCAACUCGUAACCAAACUGACUCGUACCCAAACAGACUUGUAAUCAAAUUGUUGAGUAAAAAGAUGACUUCAAUUAUAAUAUUAUGCCUUCCUUCAAAGAGUGAGACGAAUUUAUAAAUUUGUCAAGCUAAUGUAUUGGUUUUUAAAGAAAAGAUUGCAUGUACCGUAAACAGAAAUUUUCUAUCAAAUGUUGAUAUAGGGACCUCUUUGGCAAACUUUUAUAGGAGAUGACAAUAUAUUAUCAAGAAUUCUACAUUCAUUUAUCUUAUAAUUUCUUAAUUAUUGUAAUAAUAUCAAAACCUAACCUUAACAGAUUAUCUUUUACAUUUACAACCCAAGGAUCAUUGUUUACCACCGGACCAAUGGAUUAUUAGUCUGUUUGGGUACGAGUCGGUUUGGGUAUGACUUCACUUGAUUCCAUUUUAGCUAACAGCUUCAUCACAUUUGAUUCUCUUAUUUGAAAAAUGGAAAAGGCAGUCAUAUUCAUGAUGCAUAAUCUGUUAAAGUUCUGUUGUGAUUCUUAUUUGUACUACAUGUACAGCCUAGCUGUUUGUGUACUACAUGUAAUUUAGUCAGUAUUGUAACACCAACAUGUUGAAUAAAUGUAUGAGGGUGCAUGAAACAUUGACUCUCGAAAAAUGUUGAAAUCUGUACUGAAGGGUUUGUAGCUCUGAUAAUGAUGGGGUAUGUAUAAAAACACCUCUCUGAUCUAAUUUGAGUCUUAAACUAUUCAUUUUGUCUGCACUUGUAUAAUAUUACCGGUAUAUGAAUUUUGGCACUGUUUAGUCAAAGACCUGUCAAUUCCAAUACAAAACACUCAUCUCAAAGGAAGUCAGAUGAGUUGGACCUCACUAUACAGGUUCUAGAAAUUUUACAUUGUUUGGUUUGGCAUAAUAUCAUUUGUCCUAGUUCUCUAAACGCAAUUUUCAAAAUAGUCCUGGGGGAGGGAGGGAUAAAACUUUUACUUUACAAGAUCCCUUAUGAAUUAAACAAUGAGGUCAUUUAGAUCGAAUGUUUAUCCAUAUAAAACUAAGGAAAUAGACAAAAGUUUGUUAGGGUGGUUAGUUAUGAAUGCCCUCCCCUUCAUACUGCAUGUAGUACAAGAUCAGGAUAUGUUAUGAAAUACAUGUACUUUUAUGCUUGUCAUUUUCAAUAAUGUACAUGUAUGUCUUGUUUACUCUACAAACAUGAACAAUCUAUUUGCAGUCAAUGUCCAAUGCCUAAAUUAAUGUAAUUAAAAAUGUAUUUAAAAAAUAACAAGAAAUGAUUUGCCUUUUAUUUUUUCAAUCGUAUCAAUACCUACUGCAUGUUCGCAGGAUAUUUCCCACUGAUUUUGGGACAAUUUAAACUUAGAUAUUUUAUACAUCUCAGUAAUGGUUUUUGAUAUAACAAUAAUGAAAUUUAUGCAUAUUUAAAAUAUUAUAGAUUGCAUUUUUUGUGGAUUAUAUAUGAUUUUUUCAUAAAUUAACUAAAGAAACAAUAUUACUAAAUGUAUUAUUUUAAGAAAAUAAAAUUUGCGACAUAAAUGA
Molecule: messenger RNA, 5642 nt
Organism: Magallana angulata
Lineage: Eukaryota; Metazoa; Mollusca; Bivalvia; Ostreida; Ostreidae
Product: deubiquitinating protein VCPIP1-like
Exons: 17
Coding region: 184-3771 (1195 amino acids)
Biological process (GO): protein ubiquitination; endoplasmic reticulum membrane fusion; Golgi reassembly
Molecular function (GO): cysteine-type deubiquitinase activity
Source: RefSeq, a predicted model, not a curated record